AACCAAAACACAACCAAAAACCAAAACACAACCAAAAUGACAAACCAAAUAUGAAGCACCUUGCAUCUCAGGAAAAGGUGGCCUGUGUAGAUUUCUUGAGUGGAAUUUUUUUUUAUAAUUUAGUCCUUUAACUAUGAAGUUCUUUUUUAUUAAUGCCCCAUGUUCUCUAAAUGGAUGCAAUCAUUGGGCUGAAAUCUGUAAUUAAAUUCCUGUAAAUACUGUACAUUUUAAAUGUUUUAUAUGAAAAUAAAAAAAUUAAGAAAAAUGUGUGUCCUUGCCUCUUUAUGAGUGGUGUCUUUUGUUCUGAAGAUUAAAUGUGCUUUUGAAGCUCUCUCAGUUCAUGUUAUGUGUGUAGUGUAUGCUUGAACAUUAUUGAGAAUCAAAACCCUGCUUGGGGGAGGUGUGUGUGGCCCGUCUGUGGCUGUGUGCAGCCAGUUCCUGGAUCCUACUGACCAUCUUCAUCCUCGGUGCUGCAAUUUCUCUUCUGCCCUUUGGCACUCUUGAUGCAGCCUGCAGUAACUUAAGUCCAGUUCUAUUGCUUGGGCCUGGGGAUGCUUCCUUAUGUUCUAUUUUAAAAUUGUGGACAAGGAUUAAAUGGUCAAACCAUUUGAAUGGAUUAGUUGCUACAGAGUGAGGGAAGCUGGCCUUCCUUGAAACUGUAACUGUUCAUUAGAAGUUUUAAAUGAUCACUGAACUCUUAUUUGUGUGAUAUUUUACUUUCUGCUGUCCAGCCACAGCUUGAAAGAGGAAAAGCAUUACAAGCAGAGCAAACGAUGAGCAGGCAAACUAGGAGGUUCUGCCAGCCAGCUUGCAAUGUGUCCUGCAGUUGUCAAAUGCUUGCAAUGUGAACGGUACAGCAGGAAGGGUAUUGACUCUGAUACAGCUUUUUUUCUGUGCCAACAUCACUUGAAUAACACAAAGUCAAACAACUUCAAACUCAACAACUUACUCCCCUUCAAAAAUGCCCUUUCAAAGAGAGUAAAUAAAAUCCUUUCUGAUUGAAAAUACAGAGCAAGAAGAACAAAAAUAAAUUCACUGUUUUCUUUCUGGGUAUGGCUGUUAUGUUUUGUAAUAUAUUUUGCAAGUUAAUAGCAGCUCAGUGAAUUGUAGGAAGGGUGGGGGGCAUGUGCUGUUCCAUUCCAGAAGAAAGGAACUGUCGUGUGCUUUCUGCUGCCAGGUUUGGCAGAGUUGAAGCCUGUGAUAAUGUGCUGCACUUGUGAUUGUGAGAUAAAUUAUAACAAGUAAGGAAGGGUUGCAAAAGCUUGCCUGAAAGGCUAGAGGGCAGUGGUAGCAAGGAGGUAGAGAGCAUCUUUCCAUUUCUCAGUCCAUUCUUCCGUGUGGCUUCAUCCUAGAUAUCAGUCUGGCCUUAUCUCAGCUUUUAGUAUAGUAGCAAUUUGUACUCAUCCCCCAAAUCUGAAUAAAAAUUGCAAUAAAAUACUGUGAAUGUGGAUGGUGAAAUACAAAGAAUUAAUUUUUCAAUUGCUUCAGGGUGCGUAGCAAACCUAGCAAUUUUAUUUGAGAUACACCAAACUUCAUUUCUUUUAAGACAAAGAAUAUAGAACAAAGCUUUUUUGUCUGUAAGAAUUACAGGGUGAUCUUAAUGAUUAAAUGGUCACGUUCAGUAGACUCGAAACUAACACCUCUGAGAGGUGUGAAAACCAAUUAUGUGAAGUGUGGAGGGUUCUGUCGUGAAAAGCUCAGCACACAGAUUCCUCAAUGCUCAGAGACUAUCCACACAAGAUCUUCGACAUUGUAUUUAUUAAGGAAGAAAAAUGCAGGCUUGUAAAACUACAGUGUAUAUACAAAUUCAGUAGGUAUUUGGAGAUGGUGGUGGUAAAGAUUGUUGUAAGAAUGGACUUUCUGGUCUAGAGUUUGCACUCCUUGGAUGGUGGAGAGAUGAUACUGAGAAUUCAAGACAAUCACAGAACGGAGCCACAGGCUAGAAAGUGCGAUGUGUGCAAACUUGGCCUUGCAGAAGAAAUGAGUGAAAGGCAAUUUCUUUUUUUUUCUUCUAUUUCUUCUUUCCCUUGGCCAGAGAAACCCCUGGAGCUUGCAUCUUUCCAUGUUUUAUUGCCCAAAGUAGCUACCAGGAAUGUUUGCUCCUCCUGCAGCCUAAUUUUUAAUGACAGAUACGGAAGCAGGCAUCUCAGUUGCAUGAGUCAGUUCCUGAGUGCAGGCCUGCCAACCCCUUGCCCUCUGUGCUGUGUGCUGAGUCAGCCCUGUGUGGUCUGUAGCCUGGACAGCACCUUGGUGAUCAGGUGCAGAGGCUUCGAACCACCCCCUACACAAAAAUCAGUGUGUGGGUCAUAUCCUACUCACCAAUAUUCCAGGAGUUGCCUCAGCUGCCUCUGGUGGCAGUGUGUCAGAGAGCAUUGGCCCUACCAGGCUUUGAACCUUUCUUUACUUUAGUAGGCGGACCAAGAAAGCAUAAGCAAUGUUUGUGUUGUACCUCUCCAGUCUUAUCUGUGGUUUCUGUUGGCUGAGUGAACACUUGGCACCUUUACUAUGCUGUGAAGAUUACCUAAGCAAAACUGACAAAUUAUGGAAUAUUAAUUCUGCGUGUCUCCAAGCUGGUAGUUUUUUGUCUGCAGAUGACUUGGUGAGGGAUCCACAACCUAAAAAGUGGGUCUUAAUGGACUUAAACAAGCUACAGCACUUCUUAGUGGUAGGAAAAAAUAUAAUUCUAUGGCUUUGCAAGUGAGAAAAACUGACCAUUUUAAGGGAACUUGUCAUUUAAAUAAAAGGCUUUGAGCUAUUUUGGGGUUUGGUAUUAAUUUCAGUUCCUAAUGAAUGUUAGUGUUGGUUACUAACUUCCCAGUCAAUUCAGUGUGUUGCACAUUGUUAAAUAAAUACUGCAUGUGCAAAUAAUGACUUGCUACUUUUGAGCCUUCAGCAGAUCUUCAUCUUUAAUAUGGUGAAAUGUCUCACUAUGUAGAUGCAGCUACAGCAUUGGGAACUUCUAACUGUAAUCUUUAAAAUGUUGACCCAAGCUCUUUAACAGUGAGAGGUGAACAGUUUGUACCUGUGGGCAGGAAGCAGGGAAGGCACACACUGUGCAGUGAAAGUCUGUGUCGCUUCCUCAAAACCUUCUCUGCAAGAACAUAUGUGAUGCAGUAUCUCUUCCCUGCAGAUCAGGGGGAAAAAAAAUCUGAAAAGUCCCUCCGGCCUGACUGUGUGUUUGCUUUUGUUUUAAUUUUUGUGUGUAGUGAUUCAUUUUCCCAAUCCCCACUGAGCUGGUGAAAGGCUGCCCUGCUGCACAUGGUGCAUCAGAAGAAGCUGAGGGAGCUGGAUCCCUUCAGCCAGGAGAGGUGGCACUCGGGAGAGAUCUAAUUGCCAACUACAGCCAACUGUAACAUUUGCAGAAAUGGCAGGCUCUUAUCUGAAGCUCCCAGGAAAACCACAAAAAACAGCUGUCAUAAAUUGCAGCAGAGGAAUCCCCCUAGGAUGUGCAGGGGGAAACUCACAUUAAAAGCGGUUAACUCUAGGAUAAAAUUGCCACUAGCCCUGUGCUGAGGCUGGACUGGGUGACCUCCAGAGCCCCCUCUCAAUACAGGUUUUCCUCUAAGUCCACACUGGCUGUUUAGAAAAGACUGAAAACUGUGGCUCCAAUUGUGAAUAGUCUUUAGGUCUAGAGUAACAUGAACCGCUCACUUUUUUUAUUUUUGUGUGAAAUGCUACACAUGAGAGAGAAUUGCCUGGCCUCUGCCAGUUACUAGAAGUAUUCUCUGUAUGCUUUGGGUAUGCUUUCUUCAUCCUCCCACAUCCUCAUCCAGGCCUGUAAGCAAAACCCAUCUCACAUUCACUGCAAGUAAUCAGAGACUCGCAUCUGAAAAGCCAAAGGUAGUGCUACAGUAGCAGUUUCAGGGUUACAUUUUCUCCUCUUAUGUAUGGGAAACACCUCAUUCAAGGGAAAAAGAAAAAAAAAAGAGUAACAAGGAGGUGGUCCUGUCAAAUGAGAUGGGUCAAGCAGCUUUCAGCAAAAAUGUAGUUGCCUUUUAACUCUGUGUAGCAAUAAUCUGUCCUCAGGAGAAAGAAAGCUGUUUACCCUGCAUUCAGAUAGGUUUCUAUUUCAGCAAUGGAAAAAAUUCUCAUACCCGUGGUUUUCUAUGUUGGUUCACAAAAAUACCAGUUCUGCUGUUUCACAAUGGUUUGGAUCAGAAAGAUGCUGCAGUGUAAGCUAGGACGAGCUAGUAGCAUAAUUACUUAUGUGGAUUCUGCUGGGCUAAGUAACACAUUUUAACUUUCCACUUCUUAAAGUGCUGUUCAGAAUACCCGUAAUACUGUUUAUAAAAGUUCCUGUAUUUUAAAUACCAUUGCAGUGUGCAUCAUCCUGCGUUCCUCAAUAGUUUACAUUUUGAAAUGCACUCUAUACACCAUGUGCAUAUUCUUUGAGACUCCAGACAUAUUUGUAUGUCCAUGUCUGCGUGUGUGUGUGUGUGUGUGUGUGCAGCUGGUCCUUCUUUGACUCUAGUGAUUUUUAUCACCCAAAGCACUGAAGCAGCGUGACUGAGGCUGAUGAGUAGCACAGUGUUACAGGUGCUAAUAGCCUACUAUUGAAAUAGCGGCUGUUUCAAAGACAACAGAAAUUAUGUGAAGCGUUACUGAUUACUGCAGAAUGCCAAGCCCAGCUGCCGAUUAAACACUAUCAGAGUGCAGUGCACAGGAAACCCUGGGUUUCCCCAUGUGACAGGCAUUUCUUGCCCUGUUUCACCACAUCGCAGUGCAGCCUUUUCCGAGCAAAACCUGCUGGCGCCGGCACGCUGGCCCUCAGCUCUGCUCUUCUAGGAGAAGCCACCAUCAAAAGGAACUUUGACAAAGGUCCACACUUCAGCUCCUGGCAAUGGGCUGCUUCCCAGGAUAUGGGAAGGUGUGUACAAGUCAAGUAAACAAAUACAGGACCUGUGACUAAACAUUGAUGACCUUUCAGACUAGUGAUUGGUUUGUAAAAGUUCCCUAUUCCCGUACUUGAGCUCAUAUAACAUGAUGAAAUACUAAUUGAAUUUGGUAUGGGGAACUACUUAAAGGUCACUGGAUUUUGAAGAUGUGUUUGGGAAAUGGAUAGAUAAAAAAUCUGCAGCUAGAGAUAGACUUUCUGACUUCUGCCUUCAUUUUGGUGACGUGGUGUUCUUCAUUUUUUCUCAGUUCUUUAAUUCCCUUAAUUGGUUUGACUAAUUCAUUACUCAAAGCUACACAGUCAGCAUUUUACUAUAUAUGCUGCAGGUUUGGUGCUGGUAUAAUGAGGUAUAGGUGAUCAGCUGAACUGAGACCCUGUGCCCGUCUAUCUGACCAAGGUCAGCUUCUUGAUUAGAUGUUGUUUGGUUUGUUCAAUACAACAGGUGGCCUUUAAAUAAGUUCAUUUGAACCAGAACUUGCACUUUUUUUUGACCUGACAAGUCUUCUGUUUCCAUGUUUUCCCAAAGUAAAGAUGACUUCAUGACAUUUUUGUUUGUUUGCAGACAAGUAGUCUUCAUAUCCAUUACUCCUUUUGUGGAAGCUGUUAUGCAGGGCUGUGCUAAGUCUUACAAAAUUAGCAUUUUUCUCCUCUUGCUUAUCAUCAUGAGUUUUCAAAAAGAGAAUGCAUCCUGACUUUUGCUUAGUUGCACUAGUGCUUGAGCAGUGAAGUACCAGUGGGUGUCAGCAUCGGGGAGCUUUUGGGGAGGGAAGAGUGAGGGGCAAGGCUCAGCAGUAGCACCACAUUCACCACCAGCAACCGAAUAGUCUGAGCUUUCUAUGCAUCCCAGGAGCACAAAACUCAUCUCCCACCAGGCAGGCGUGCACGUGGCAUUAAAGCAUUUGCAAGCACGAAGUGAGAUUGUUCUCGCCGGGGAGCCCUGGCAUCCCCAGCCCUGGGGGUCUGUACAUCUUGGGCAGGCAGGAUCCAGAGGAUAACAUUGACAAAUGCCAGUAUUUGUGCAGGCAGUGUUGGAGCACACCUGCACCAAUUGGAGCAUAUGACUGGGCAGUCUGAAAGUCCAACCCAGAGUGGCACUUUGGCCCUAUGGGCUGGGCUUACCUUCCCGAUCCCUGUCCGGAGGCAGUCAGUCCUGCAACUUCCCUGGCCUCCCAGCAUCUCCCAGCAGCCAGUGUGGGGUGAACGUGCUGCCCAACAGCCAGAAGCGAUUUCACAGCCCCUCAGUCCUCCAGUGACAGCCCCCAAGAUGAUGUCCUGCCACCAGCACACCUGCAAACUCCAUCUCUUGCUUUUGACCCAGAGGCAGUCCAUCAAACCAGAGGACAUCCCAUGGGUAGGUAUUUUAUAUCUUUGGAGCAAAAUUUCUUGUGUUCUUAAGCUCUGAGCAACUAGUGAACUGAAAAUGUACAAACAUACAAAUAAUAUACAAACAAAUAAAUAAAUAACUAUUAAAAAUCUUAGCAUGGCAAGCAAGCAAGCUUCUGUGACAAAUUUAUGGGAUAAAGCAAUAUUGGCAGACGUCAUUUGGGAAUUAGUGUCUUAAAAAAAGGACCUCUUUCAUAAUGGCUUGGUUCAUAAUUAGUUCCAAACUUCUGCAUGACCACAGCUGCCAAGAAAGAACAAUUGCUCAUGUUUAAUUUAGAGCUACUCAUAUGUUCUCCAGCUAAAUUAAACCAAAGCCAAACCGGGGAAUUUGGAAACCACUGAAAAUAAGGGGAACUCUGGAGUGCUUAAUGAUUACUUCCUCAUAAGACAUGCCCAAGAGGAAGAUAGGUGCUUUUCAGUCAUGGAGCUGCUCUCCUAAGCAUGAGGAGGAUCAUGCUGUCCUUCCUCUGCUUACUGAUGCACCUACUUCAGGUUGAGACAACUUCGCUUUUAGUUUUGGAAAACCAAGACCUGCAAGAUUCGAUUAAGCCGCAGAAGUGGCCUACCUUGCCCACGACACUGCCUCAAGAUGCCUUGCAUGGAAAGCUUGAGGCAACAUUAGGGGCUGGUCCUCAGGGUCUGCUCCCAUCCCUGGCACACUGGUAUGGGCAGAGCACGUGGCAAAACAAAGACAACUGCUGGGGGAUUCCCAGCCGUGUCUGUGACCUAACACAUGAGACCUCUGACAUCCAGGAGCCUUACUACGGCAGGGUGAGAGCCACCUUGGCUGGUGUCUAUUCCAGCUGGAGCCUCAGCUGCAGAUUCACUCCCUGGCGAGAAACUAUGGUAGGACCUCCAAUGGUAACUGUGGUUCAUAGCAACAACUCCAUAAUAGUAAAGCUCCAGGCUCCACAGUCCCCUUAUAAAAGGAAGAGAGGCAGCAAAAUAACAAUGACAAAUUAUUAUGAUCUGCUGUAUCAAGUCUUCAUAAUUAACAACUUGCUAGAUGAGCAACACAGAGUCCUGGUGUAUGAAGGGAAAGACAAGGUUAUUAAAAUACAAGACUUGAGGCCUGGAGUCAGCUACUGCAUCGUGGCUAAAACGUACGUGCCGAUGCUGGACCGCAGCAGUGCCUACAGCAGCAGGCAAUGUACCGUGCUGCAGUGACAGGGCUGGCACCUCUGAGACAGGGAUAAUGGCAGAAGAUGCCUUCCAUCACAGGUCCAGCUGUAAAUCAACAUCUGCUGUCUGUGUCUGGAAUACAUACUUGGAUGUAUUGAUUUAACCUCUGCUGCAUUAAAUUAUUUGAUUCAUCACAAUCAUUUAAUGCUACAUGAAGGUCAAGGAUUCUUUGUAUGUCCCGUAUUACAAUUUAUGAUGGUACAUAUUUGCAUUUUCAAAGGAAACAGUCUUGUAAUAUAAAAACAAAACCAUGAAAAAAAGUCUUUGUGGAAAUAUCCUUAAGAUUGCCUCUAGGGGUUUUGUAUUUUAAGUCUUGGAAUUAAAAUACAAUCUAUGAAAUAGAGUUUCAAAUAUUUUAUAUUUUCUACAAUGAUUAAAACAGAAAAUGAAAAAAGUGUCCUUUCUUUAAAAUAAGAAAUGUACAAUACAGGAGUAUUUCCAUGCUCACAGUGUCUUCAUAGUACCUCAACAUAAUAUUUCUGACAGUCAAAUUUCUGACAUUCAAACCAGGAAUGCAUGUAAACUAAAACAGGAAAGAUCCUCUCUUCCAUUCAGUGAAAGACAGUUAAAGGAAAGAGAUCCUCAGCAACUUUGCUGAGGAAACAAAACUGUGGGGAGUGGCUGAUAAACCAGAGGGCUGUGCUGUCAUUCAGUGAGACCUUGAUAGGCUGGAAAAUUGGGUGGAGAGAAACUUAAUGAGGUUCAACAAGGGCAAGUGUAGGGUUCUGCACCUGGGGAGGAAUAACCCCAAGUACCAGCAUAGGCAUGCAUCUGACCUCCCACAGAGCAGCUCUCCAGAAAAGGACCUGGGAGUCCUGGUGGAUGACCAGUUGAUCACAAGCUGGCAGUGCCCUUGUGGCCAGGAAGGCCAAUGGCAUCCUGGGGUGCAUCAGGAUACCAUUAUUA
Molecule: messenger RNA, 8365 nt
Organism: Corvus hawaiiensis (hawaiian crow)
Lineage: Eukaryota; Metazoa; Chordata; Aves; Passeriformes; Corvidae
Gene: IL22RA2
Product: interleukin 22 receptor subunit alpha 2
Exons: 7
Coding region: 6719-7444 (241 amino acids)
Molecular function (GO): protein binding; interleukin-22 receptor activity
Source: RefSeq, a predicted model, not a curated record